This is a messenger RNA of Cloeon dipterum, 1365 nucleotides long. Its product is annotated as piRNA biogenesis protein EXD1-like. Gene Ontology annotation, molecular function: 3'-5' exonuclease activity; nucleic acid binding. NCBI's taxonomy places the organism in Eukaryota, Metazoa, Arthropoda, Insecta, Ephemeroptera, Baetidae. Gene Ontology annotation, biological process: piRNA processing. Gene Ontology annotation, cellular component: PET complex. The transcript has 8 exons. The record is from RefSeq and is a predicted model, not a curated record. Bases 134 to 1240 code for a protein of 368 amino acids.
AAAUUUUGUAACAUUUUUGCCUAUUUUGUGAACGCAAUUCAGUCCUAUGACCAAUUUCCUGUUUUCUAAAUAUUUUUUCAAUAUUAUCAACAACAAAUGCGUGGAGCAACUAAUAUUGAAGACAAUGUGAAGCAUGAACUACAAUUUUGCCAUCGGCCAGAAGUUAACCCUUACGUGUUUUAACACUCCUUUGACGCACCACAAAACCGGCUUCUUUCAUUCAUUCAACACAGACAAGACCAGGAUCACUCUGACCGACGUUGUCUACUACCCCUCUGGAGAGCGUCACCCUAAGCAGUCGCACUUCUUCUCCAGCGAAGUAAAAUCAAUAACUGCUGAGAAGCCAAAGAACGGAAUGAAAGCUUUCAUCGACCCUGAGGUGGGGCGGAGCUUGGCCUUCUGCAAAGGUCCUAGUCAUCCUCAUCUUUCAUACAUGUACAAUCAGCCAGAGCGUGGACUGCCUCAUCCUGACAGAAAGCUUCGACCAGACUAUGAGAAGUUUAGUCAAAAAUAUGAGACAUUCCAGGUCAUUGCAGAGAAAGAUGAGCAGUUUGAGCAGGCUAUGAAGACGCUUGAAGGAUGUCAGGAAGUUGGUGUGGCCUUUGAAGGCAAGCUGAUGGGUCGCUUUGGCCAGUUGUGCUGGGUUAACUUUUCGGACGGCCACACGUCGUACCUCUUUGAUGUCUUGGCGCUGGGCCUGGAUGACGCCAUUGUCAGCAUCCUGAAAUCUGAAAAGGUGCUCAAGAUUGUCCACGACUCGCGUCUUGUCUCUGACUGUCUCAUGCACAAACACGAUCUAAAACUUGUCAACACGGUGGACACUCAGGUGUUUGACUUGAUGAUCAUGAGAGCCAAAAGGGAGAACUGUCCUAGCUAUGCUAGUGCUUUGAACGAGUGCCUCAAAAGUUACCUCGGUAUUUCGGAAAUGGUGCUGCUCACUCCAUUUGUUUGGGAAGAGAAGAUUAAGGACGAGACUGCUAAGUGGGCUAAGCGUCCUCUGGCUGACCUGGAGUUGGAGCUAGCAGUGCAAAAUGUGGCUUUCCUCAAGGAUCUGUAUGCUAAAAUGCAAGUAGUUUACUUUGAACCUGUUAAGGUUGGCUCUGAGUUCUACCUGAAUCAUGUGUCCUCUAUGACUGACAAAGAAGCUGAGAAAUACAAUGCAAUGGGCCACCUGACUCCAAGGCAGCUCUACUGGGUUUGCAGGAACAAAAAUAGUGAAAUUAUAAAGCGGAGAGAGUGAUUUAAAGUGGCUCUCACCACUUUGAGAAGCAAUGACUGGUCACCACUUCUUUCAACAGCAGCUCCAUUUCCAUUCAUUAUUUCAAAUUGUUUUAAAUUAAAUCUUUUAUCCAGAUGAAAUGUCCA